Podarcis lilfordi (Lilford's wall lizard) is the source of this 12770-nucleotide messenger RNA. NCBI's taxonomy places the organism in Eukaryota, Metazoa, Chordata, Lepidosauria, Squamata, Lacertidae. The record is from the annotation of a GenBank genome assembly.
AUGGGUGCCACUCUGCCAGCCUUAGCAGAAGAACUGUUGAGAGAGAUAGAAAAGGCUUUUUGCGAGACAUCUCACGGUAGGUGGAGGAAGGUAUUUGCAUCAUAGAAUUAUAGAGUUCGAAGGGACUCCCCAGGGACAUCUAGUCCACCCGCUGCAAUGCUGGAAUCACAGCUAAAGAAUCCCUGACAGAUGGCUAUCCAACCUCUGCUUAAAAGUCUCUAAGGAAGGAGAGUUCACCAGCUUUCCAGGUAGUGGUCCGUUCUACUGUUAACGGGCUCUUACUGUCAGAAAGUGCUCCCUGAUGUUUACUCAGAAUCUAUUUUCUUGUCCUUUGAAUUCAUCGGUUCGGGUCCUACCCUCUGGAGCGAAGAAAACAAGAUGGCGACAUAUUCCACAUGACAGCCCUUCAGAUAUUUGAAGAUGGCUCUCAUGUCACCUCUCAGUCUUCUCUCCUCCAGCCAAAACUUGUUGUUGUUGUUGUUGUUGUUAUUUGUAUACCAUUGGCUCCCAGUACGUUUUCGAGUACAAUUCAGAGUGUUGGUGCUGACCUUUAAAGCCCUAAAUGGCCUUGGUCCUGUAUGCCUGAAGGAGCGUCUCCACCCCCAUCAUUCUGCCCGGACACUGAGGUCCAGCGCCGAGGGCCUUCUGGCGGUUCCCUCACUGCGAGAAGCGAGGUUACAGGAAACCAGGCAGAGGGCUUUCUUGGUGGUGGCGCCCGCCCUGUGGAACACCCAUCAGAUGUCAAAGACAUAAACAACUACCUGACAUUUAGAAGACAUCUGAAGACAUCACAGUUUUUAAUGUGUGACAUUGUAAUGUAUUUUUAAUCUUUGUUGGAAGCCACCCAGAGUGUUUGGGGAGACCCAGCCAGAUGGGCAGGGUACAAAUAAAUUAGUAGUAGUAGUAGUAGUAGUAGUAGUAGUAUACCACCCUUCAUCUGAAAAGCACAAAAUACAAAACAAAAACAAAAACCCAAGAACAAAACAAACCAAUUGCUCCCUCUUCCCACAAACACAUUUAGAAGGAUUUAGGAUGUGAAUCAGCCAAAGGCCUGGUUGAAGAAGAAUGUUUUCGCCUGACACCUAAUGGUGUAUAAUGAAGGCACCAGGGGAGCCUCCCUGGGGAGAGCAUUUCACAAACGGGGAGCCACCACGUUCUCGUGUUGCCCCCCUCCAGACGUCUCGGUGAGGAGGAUGCACGUGAAGAAGGGCCGCAGAAGAUGAUCUCAGGAUCUGGGGCUGUUCAAAAGGAGAGAGGCGGUCCUUGAGGGAUUGCAAGUCCUGAGCCAUUUAAAGCUUUAUAGGUCAAAACCAGCACUUUGAACUGGGCCCAGAAACCAAUUGGCAGCCACUGCAGUCAGGCCAGGCGCGGUGUAAUAUGUUCAAACCAUCUUGCCCGAUUGCUAAAUUCUGCACCAGCUGAAGUUUCCGAACCGUCUUCAGAGGCAGCCGUACGCAUAAUGCAUUGCAGUCAUCUAGCCUAGAGGUUACCAGAGCAUAGGCAACAGAGGUUAGGCUGUCCCUGUCCAAAUAGGGGUGCCACUGAGCCACCAGCUGAAGCUGCUGGGAGACAGUCCACGCCACAGAGCCUCAAGCAACAGCAAAGGACCCAGAAGUAUCCCCAAGCAACGUACCCACUCCUUCAGAGUGUAGCCCAGGGGUCGGCAAGGCUUACCUGGCCAGAUCACUCCGGCGAAGAUCCUCUGUAGGCCGGACCAGUGCGGUGCGACGCCAGAUAUCACAUAUGCACAUGUCUGUGGCACCAUAAAUUCCUUCUGCGCAUGCCCAGAUGCCAAAAAUCACUCCUGUGCAGAAGCAAUUUUUGGCUUCUGGGCAUGCUCAGAAGCCAUUUCCGGCACCGCGGACAUGCCCAGAUUUCCGGUGUCUGGGCAUGCGCAGAAGCAAUUUCCAGAGCCGUGGAAGAGAGCCGCUGCACUGUGCCAGUUUAGCGCAGUGCGCAGGGACUCGCCAAGCAGGUGGCUCGAUUUGGGGGUGGCUCGUGGGCCGGUUAAACCGCCUUUGUGGUCCGCUUCCAGCCCAUGGGCCUUAGGUUGCCUUCCCCUGGUGUAGCCCCAUCAAGAGCAGGCAAGCUCCCAUCCCUCUGCCUUAUCUGGAUGGAGCUUCCGUUUGUGGGCUGCCAUCGCCUCUCCCACCCCUCCUCACCAGCAGAGAGUGCCACAGCCCUGCCAACCAUGUGGAUAUUCUAAGCAGCGGCACAGAUCAGGCUUGAGCCAGAAUCCUCCCCGCUCCCCCCGCAGCCUUGGCCGGUUGUCGAGACAGGCGUGGAAGUAUUAUUGUCCUCUGCAUGCCAGAUUAGGGAGCUAUUUCGAUAACCCACACAGAACGAUUGCCCCCCACCCCCAAUAUCUAGAGUUUCUCUUAAUCCUCCGUGGUGCCUGCCGAGCCAGAGAGCCUGUUUAAUGACGUUUAUAUUUGGGCUUGGGCUGAAACCCAAACCCCAUUCCUGCUAGGACUAGUGGUGCCUGCCACCCCCAAUGGUUUGCCUUGCUCCGGGAGUGCAAUAUGGUUUGCACAGAAACCUCUGCUGAAGUGGAGUAGAAUGCAAACAGCUUUGUGCUGCCUGGAGCAAGGCGUGCUCCAGGAAAGCAAAGAAUGGGGCAGGCGGGCGCGGUUUAUUGGGAACAGCCUUGUGAGCCUAAUUGAGACUCUUCCUUCUGGCUCCUUCCUGUGGGCCAGAGGUUCUACACCCCUGAUCUAAAAACGUGUGGCACAAGAGGAAAAAGGAACCGGAGGGAUGAGGGGAAAGUAAGCGCAAGCAUUGGGAGGAAGUACAGAAUCCAGUUAUUAAUAACAGAUCUCAUCAGGGAUCCCGACCUAGUUUUCAGUAAUGGAAACUCAGCUUGUGUUGUUGUUUUUUUUGCACCAAAAUCCACUCCUGGUUCCCCUCUGGCUACCCCAACCUUCUUCAUUUUAGCAGCCUUGAUUUAGGAAGGUGGGUAAAACUUCGUUGCUGUGGCUGUUGUUAAACAACCAGCCAGAAGCUUUUGCAGAUCUGCGCAGAGAUUUUAUAAGAGUUCCUAAUUGACAUUCUGUGCCCUUCCCAGUACCUUGCUGUGGGCCAAAAUUAACGCUGCUUUUUCUCCUUCUUUUUUCCAGUUCCCGAUGACCUCCUCCUGGCGUGAGUAGUUGCUAAGGGGCCUUCAUUUGUGGCCCUAACAUAACGUAAACAGUUAAAAAUGCUUAACGUUCACACAGCAAAACAAUGUAUACAGGAGGGAGCUUGCAUAAAAUGACAUGCAUCCAUGAAAAUCAUAUACAAAAUGCAAGAUCUGGGAUGUUGCAAUGGUAGGUUUUGUUUACAAGGGUAAAUGAAACAUUGCAAAUAAGAAUUUUAAAAUAAAAUAUAUAAAUGCUUGCAACAGGGGACAUUGCUUGCAAAAAUGUUUGUAUCAGGAUGAACUCACAUCAAUAUGCUGUUGAAUUUUCUUUAAAAAGAAAAAAAAUAAUUGCAGAAAUGGAUAGAACUGGAGUCAGGGGUGGGGGAGAGACAGAAAUUGAGAGAAAUCAAAAUUGACCUAUCCCUAGUUCUGGGUGCUCCUUGCAACUAAUGCUGAACAAUGUUAUUUCCCUGGGAGGUUCUGCUCGCCACUUUAUGUAUUCAUUUACAGCAUUUGUACCCUUUACGCCAGCCAAAAAAGGAUCCUGGUGACUUACAAGCAAUCAGUUCAAACAAUCCCUGCCUGUAGGUUUACAAUAUGAAAGAACGCGGCACACGAGGGAAGAGGAAUAAAUCAAACUCGGGCACCAGAUAUUAAGCAAUUGUUCUUACCAGCUGGCAAAGUUCAGGGGUAGGAGAUGGAACAGGGUUUUUGGCAAAGCUGGUGGGUUAUGCCAGGAUCUCUGCCAUCACAUUUUGCUACACGAGUUUUUGCACUUGAGUGCAUCUUAUUGUCUUGGUUUGUUUACCUAUUCCAUUUAUGUCCCUCCAAGGACAGCAAGCUGGUGUUCCGUUUUUCUCCUACCUACUGUUUUAUCCUCACAACAACCUUUUGAGGUAGGCUAGGCUGAGAGGCUGUGACUGGCCCAUGUUCACCCAGUGAGAGCUUCACAGCCAAUCAGAGAUUUCAACCCCAGUUUUCUAGGUCCACUUUUAACCGCUACACAACACUGGCUUUCAAUACCCCACAGUUUUUUGCCUCGUCCACUUGGGUUGCUAGCCAUUUCUGAAACAACAGUAAUAAAUAAGUUUCUAGCCCUCAUUAGGGAAACACCCACUGAAAAUAUGUGAGCUCUUUUCUCCUUUAAGGCUUCAAAACAAGGACUUAGUCUGGAAAGGGGAAGGUUAAGGGAAUGGGAGGAAUCAGCUCGGUAAUAAUUUUGAGAGAGGAGAGCAAUGUUCCAUGAAAAGGAGAACCUCCAUCACUUAUUUGGGCUGUUUCUGCUCUCUUCCCCAUUCUUCCCUCUGGAUUUUCCUCCGCCAGCUGUUCCAUUCCUGAGUUGUCACCAGCUUCCUGCUCGUGCAAAGACAGAACAACUUUUUUUUAAAGGAGUGGCAUUUAUAAAAGGGGCUUGGAUUCUGAGUUUGGAAACAGACAUCCUUGUGGGCCUCCAGAGAUCCUUGACCACCCUCUCUUCCCGAGUCCUGAUCCUGCACCCGGCUGCACUCUUUCAUAUAUGCUUGCAUUUCUGACUCUCCGAUUCACGGCAUUAAGCGCAAGUCCAUCUGCCAGCCAUUCCGUGACGUAGAGAUUAGGGUCAACAGUGCUGUGCAGCCUUUAAAAUCCCUUGAGUUCUGUCCCGGGCUAUCAGGCGGAAUUAGAUCUGCUCUUCCCAGAAUAGAAAGCCCGUCUUUCUGAUACUGUUUUCAAACUGGGCCCUUCAGCCGAAAGCUGCCUCCUUCCGUUUUAAAAGUUUGCAACUGCAGUCGGCACGGCAUCAAGGCAAAACUCCACGUUGUACACCAAGCCGCCUUUGGUACAUCACAUCCUCAUGCCCCCAGAACCCAAGCCGGGAGGAUGUCCUCGCCUAAAAUAACAGCUAAAACCUCCCUAGUCUGUCAGACAGUGGGUUACGUCCUCCUGCUAGUCACACAGCCUCUCCUGACGUUGGUUGUGUGUGGUAACUGUGUCAUCACUGGAUUAAGGCUUCUUGGGGAGGGCAUUAAAUCAUCGCAUCGCGCUCUCGGGAUUUGCAGGGAUGUUGUUCCUCGGUUUGGCAGGUGCUUGCUCAGCCCUGCGAAAUGAUUUCUGCCAGAGUCCCCAAACCUGCAAACUUCAUUUGACAGCCGCACUGUGUAAAAGGAUUUGUCGGUUCGGAGGAAAACCACAUCACCUUUUUUUUUGCAAGCUUCCCUUCCUGGUCAUCGCUCACCACAGGUGACCAGGAAAUUUGGCUGUGUUAAUAGAUUGCUGUUGGGGUUCUUUUCAGUAAUGUAUUAACAGCACAAAGGUAAAGGUAAAGGUACCCCUGCCCGUACGGGCCAGUCGUGUCCGACUCUAGGGUUGUGCGCCCAUCUCACUUAAGAGGCCGGGGGCCAGCGCUGUCCAGAGACACUUCCGGGUCACGUGGCCAGCAUGACGGAGCUGCUCUGGCGAGCCAGCACCAGCGCACGGAAACGCCGUUUACUUUCCCGCUAUAAAGCGGUACCUAUUUAUCUACUUGCACUUGGGAGUGCUUUCGAACUGCUAGGUGGGCAGGAGCUGGGACCGAAAGACGGGAGCUCACCCCGCCACGGGGAUUCGAACUGCCGACCAUGCGAUCGGCAAGUCCUAGGCACUGAGGUUUUACCCACAGCGCCACCCGCGUCCCAUAACAGCACAAAACCUACUCACAAAAAUCAGACAGGAGAACAUCUGAAUUCAGCGGGGCUCAAGUACGUUUUGGAUUGCGGCUCGGGGAUGCUAUCCAACCAACCUGUUCCACUGGUACAAGGAUUUACACUUGCACAGUGGAAUUUCCCCCUCCCCUCAUGCAUGCCCGGUGCCCCUCCCCCCAAAUAUCUGCUCUGGAGGGUUGGGGGAACCCCUGGAACAGGUUUAGGGCAUGGAGUGAAGGAGACCAUUAGUCCUGAUGCAGAUGGGAUGAAUUACUUAGCACUACUCUGGCCAAAACCCUAAACAUCAUUAAUAAGGUGUCUUGAAAUCCAAAAGGUGUUUAAAACUGCAUGCCAGUUUGGCUGGGCAGUGUGGUGUAGUGGCUGGAGCCAGGCUGAGGAACUGGUGGCUUCAUGACGCUUUAGCUGGAUUCCCAGCUCCUCUUAGGGGUGAUGGCCGUUGCAGUCCAGCAACAUCUCGAGGUGUGCAGGUGCCUCAGGCCUGGGCUCGAAGUAUCUGAGCGGGACCAAAGGGAGCUGGGUUUGAAUCCCUCCUGGGUGACUUCGGGCCACUUCCUUUCUCUCAGCCACCUAUUGUGGGGAAGGGUGAAAUGCAAAAAAAAGUGGGAUAGCUCAGUUGGUAAGAGCACGAGCCUCUUAAUCUCAGGGUCCUGGGUUCGAGCCCCACAUUGGACAAAAUAUUCCUCAGGGUCCCUUCCAACUCCGCAGUCCUAGGAUUCUCUGAUUUAAAUAUCCAAGAGGAUUAAACCUUAAACAGGACCUCUCUGUUUCAAACCCAUUCAGCUUUAUAGUGUAGAUCUGAGACCUUCUCUAAAAACACCGCCCCAGAGCAUUUGGGCAACGGGGGCAGAGCUCGGCGGUUAGAAGCUUAACCCGGCCCCUUUUCCAUCUUCCCAGGCUGAAGUUCAUCUUUGGUGCUUCUGCCGUCCCUGCUCUGGACUUAGUGGACCGCCAAUCAGUCACACGAAUCACAUCUCCCAGCGGAAGGCAGGUCUACCAGGUACGACCCCCAAAGGUCUUGUCUUCCAGGCAGCGGGUGUGCAGUGUGGACUGAGGCUGGCGUGGGCAUUGGCUUCCUGAAACGCUGGUGGCACUGAAAUACCCCCCUUAGCAAGCAUUAGAAGGACUCAGGGACAGAAGCAUUGCUUUGCAUGCAGAAGGUCUCCCAGCUUCAGUCCCCAGCAUCUCUGGGCAUGUCUGGCAAUACUAAGCUAGGUGGGCUCUGCUUAAGGCAGCUUCCUUUGCCCCUUCUGAUAAGAGCCAGGGGUGCCUUUGCCAACUGGUGCCCUCCAGAUGUUCUGAAUCACAGCUCUCGGCAGCCCUGGCUGGAUUAAAACGUUUGCAUCCGUUGAUAACAGGAUCCCAGGGCAAUGUUGUGAGAAGGACGAUGAGGAACCAGGAAGGAGCGACAGUCGGGGUGGGAGAGAUCUCGCAGUUAAUACACCCGGAGUCUGCCCAGCGAACAGUCUGCGUUCAAAGACAGCCGCUGUCUCUGGUGUCUUAGGGAAGAAAUAAUAAUUGAAAAGCUCACUUCUUAAACUGGCAGACAGGGUCCCUCCCGGUCAAGUAAGCCAAGAUGAGCUGUCUGCUGCUGCUUCCUUCUAGAAAGCAGCCUCAGGCCUCUGAAGAACCACGGCCGGACAGCUCCUUUGCUCCCUGUUCACUUAAAACAUGGUUAGGCAAACUAAGGCCCGGGGGCCGGAUCCGGCCCAAUUGCCUUCUAAAUCCGGCCCGCAGGCGGUCCAGGAAUCAGUGUAUUUUUACAUGAGUAGAAUGUGUCCUUUUAUUUAAAAUACAUCACUGGGUUAUUUGUGGGGCAUAGGAAUUCGUUCUCCCCCCUCCCCUCCAAAAAAAUAUAGUCUGGCCCCCCACAAGGUCUGAGGGACAGUGGACUGGCCCCCUGCUGAAAAAGUUUGCUGACCCCUGGCUUAAAAGAUUCCUUAUGCACGAUGUCCCAGGAAACGUAGUUGUGAAAAAGCAGAUUAAAUAAUUGCGAUUGUUUAAAUACAUAAGAAGCGUCCCAAAUGGAACCAAACAGUAUAAAUUCAGCUGAGAGAUGGGCCCCACAAAACAAAGUAUCUUAGCUCUUAAAAAAGGGGUGGGGUGGGGUUUAACAUGCGGGAACUAAAACAAAACAUAGUAAAAUAAUAAAUAAAUACAAAGAAAGGUCAACACAAUACCCCACUAAAAAAUAAGGUGUGAGCAUUCAAUACAAUGAUGAAAAACUGUCCAUCAUUUAGAAGUAUUGCGCUUCAUACUGGCUGUGACAUAAAUGAAUGGAAAAUUGUGGAAGGUAUCUUAGCUCUCAAAGGCCAAGUAGAGAGUUGGGUCUUCAGCCCCAUGGCAGAAGCUGUGUGUUAAAGAUGCCAAACGCAGCUCUCUGGGGAGGCAGAAGAAUCUGGGGCUGCAGCAGGCAAGGCCCUCUCCUAGGUCCUAUUUCCCCAGAUCGCCACCAUGACUAGCACAGACAUUGAUUGCCUUCCCCUCAUGAAUUUGUCUAUUCCUCUCAUAAAAAGCCAUACAUAUGCCCUGCGGAGGACCUUACGGUCUUCAAACAAAAACAUCUUGGAGGUCCCGGGCCACAGGGAGGUUAGGCUGGCCUCAACCAGAGCCAGGGCCUUUUUGGCUGUGGCCCUGAUCUGGUGGAACGCUCUGUCCCAAGAGACUAGGGCCCUGCGUUACUUGACAUCUUUCCGCAGGGCCUGCAAGACAGCGCUGUUCCGCCUGGCCUUUGGUUUGGACUCAGUCUGACCCUUAUGUUUUCCCUCCCCUUAUGGUCUUGAUUUAUCAGCUACUUUUAAAAUGAGGCUGCAUUUUAAAUUGGUUCCCCCUCCCCAUUAUGUUUUUACUGUGAUUUUAUUUCUGUUAGACGCCCUGAGCCCAGCUCUGGCUGGGGAGGGCGGGGUAUAAAUAAAAUUUAUUAUUAUUAUCACAUGUUGACGGCCAUCAUUGCCUCCUGCGGAAGAGAGUUCCGCAGUUGGCCAUUCUGCGCUGUGUCCUGCUGAAGUCCUUUCUUUUCUCUGUUUGGAUCUUCCACCAUUCCGCUUCCUUGGGGGCCCCAUGGGGUUCUGGUCUUACAAAACAGUUGGGCUCUUCUAUGCCCUCUGUGGUAAUGGGAAACCAAAGCUGCUGAGGGGUUGCAGUGUGAGAUAACUGGGUCUUUGCUGGAGAGUAGAUGCUUCAUCUUCCAGUGCCACCCCGCCCCCUCAGCUUCUCUGAUCUGUUUGUUUGCUCCUGCUAAUUUACGUCCUCUUUUUUUAAAUUUUUUAAGGAAAAGAUAACUUUCAUCUCAAUUACCUAUUAUUUCUGUGGCAGCCUGCCCCCAGAGCAGUAAAUAAGUGGAUUAGGCCUGCCAGGCUGAAAUAUCGUCUGGGGCUCCUCCCGAGCCCUUGGACCAAAACAGGAGCCAGAUUAGCUGCGUGACGGAUGACACCCGGAGCUGGAGCGGUUGUGUCUGUUGGUCACAUGCCAGUUUUGCAUCCCUUCUCCGUCCGCCCCCGGCUUGGAUGAGUAGGCGGCUCAGCACUCUCUUCCUCUGCCGCAGCGGCUCCUAACCCUACGUGCGAGGUGGACCCGCAGCAGAACUGGAGCGGAUGCGUCUGUUGGUCACACGCCAGGCUUUUCCUCAGGCACUUUGGUGGGGCUGAAUAGCAAUCCCUCCCCCCAAAAAAGAGAGAGAGAGAGAGAGAACCCUCUCAUUGUGGCCAAUCUGGAGUCAAUUCAGGACAGCUCGGCUCGGAAGUAUGUUCCUCUGGCUCGCUUUGGUACCUCAGGACAUUGGCGCUUCAGGCCAAGACCUGACGGCCCGACACUCCGGAACCAGGCCAUCUUAACACACGCCUCCCCAUGAGAUGCUCUGACUGCCUCAGGGAAGACUGGCAGACCCUCCCACCCCCUCAAAGGAACACGAGGAGAAAAGAAAAUAUUAGCAUCUUUCUUUUUCCACCCCCCCAGAAAAAACCCGUACAAAAACCAAGCCGAGAGGCCUGGGCCCCAGAGACUUGAUCUUUCAAAUUCCAAACAGUUAGAGCCGCUUCACGAGACGUCCGUUCUUUUUUUGUUUCCGGUACCGGAGUCUUCUUUUGAAAAUAAUGAUUUUCUAAAAAUUCACUCGUGCCGUUGGCGUCCGAGGAAGGAUACUACCGGGUGCUGUGGGAAGCAUGCUUGCCCGUGGGUUCUCUUUUUUUUUCAUUAUGGCAUUCAAUAUCUCACCCUUCCUUCCGUAGGGAGAGUGGAUAGAGAGAACUUUUGGACUACAAUUCCCAUCAUCCACAAAGCUGUGGCCGAUGGGUGUUGUAGUCCAAAACAACUCAGAGGGUUGAACGUGUGGACAUCCAGGGAAACUGAAUUUUGAAAGGCUCAGGACAGAUAAAAGAAAGCGCUUCUUCCUGCAGCCCAGAGUUAAACUAUGGAACUCCCUCCCACUGGACGCAGCAAUGGCCACCAAUUGGAUGGUUUUAAAAGAGGAUUAGACAAAUUCAUGGAGGAAGAGAGGGCUAUGGAUCGCUCCUAGCCAGGAUGACUCUGCUCUGCCUCCAUGUCUGGGGGCAGCGAUGCUUCUGAACCCCCGUCACUGGAAACUGCAGGAGGCGAGAGCUGCUCUUGUGCCCAGGCCCUGCUUGCUGGUUUCCCAUGUUGUUAGCUCUUCUUUUAUGUUUUUAGCUGUUUUUUAUCUUUAUCUGUAAGCUGCCUUGAGUCCCUGUCAGGGGUAAAACUGGGGUAUAAAUAAAUAAAAUUGUUGUCGAUGAUGAUGUUAUGCUCCAGGAGUUGAGGGUCCCCUCGAAUGAGACCGUUUUCAUGACGACCCUGUGAGGCAGGCUGGGCUGGGAGCAAGCGACUGGCCCAAAGGCUUCACUGUGGUGUAGUGGUUAAGAGCGGUAGUCUCGUAAUCUGGGGAACCGGGUUCGCGUCUCUGCUCCUCCACAUGCAGCUGCUGGGUGACCUUGGGCUAGUCACACUUCUCUGAAGUCUCUCAGCCCCACUCACCUCACAGAGGGUUUGUUGUGGGGGAGGAAGGGAAAGGAGAAUGUUAGCCGCUUUGAGACUCCCUAGGGUAGUGAUAAAGCGGCAUAGCAAAUCCAAACUCCUCCUCUUCUUCUUCUUCACUGGUCAAGGGUGGCAGAUCUGAGCCUGGAUCUGACACAGACUCCUCUAUUUCUAACUCCCCAGCCCACCUCAAUCCUUCAGGCUUUCAUAUAACCCACGUUAGAUACGGCUCUCCUUUUGUGCGUGUUACAAAUAAUAUGUUUUCCCUCCUUCUGCCCACAGGUGGUUGGAAGCUCAGGCAAACACUACACUUGUUACGCCUCCUGCCACUUUUGCUCUUGCCCGGCCUUCAUGUUUUCUGUCCUCCGGAAGGGCGACAGUCUUGUGGUGAGUCUGACCAGCAAGGAGGAAUGUCAGGGCAAGAGGCUCUGCGAUGGCAAGACAGGUAGAGCGGGACAGAGAAUCCUAGCAGUGAGGCAGCUCUCGUGCAGCCCACUCCAACCUGGAGCUCUCUGAGUUGUUUUGGACUACAACUCCCAUCAGCCACAGCUUUGUGGAUGAUGGGAAUUGUAGUCCAAAACUAUCACCAGCCCCCAGAUCGUACGGCCGCUUGGAUGAAGGUAGUUGUCGCCCAACAGCAUAUUGAGAGUCGCUUCCUUUUUCUCAUUGUUCCGCUCAACUUCUGCAAAGGAGGAAUUAUUGAGCUCAAAAGACUAGUAGUGAGGGAACGUGGCUCAGUGGGCAGCAUCCGUGUUUUCCUAUGCAAAGCCUGCCAAGUUCAAUCUCCUGGCAGCUCCUAUUAAAAAGGGAUUGUGUUGCAAGGGGCAUAGGGAAGACCUCGCCUCAGAAAGGGAAAUUGCAGAGCUAGGAAGGGGCAGCAGAGAUGAUCAAGGGACUGGAACAACUCUCCUGUGGAGGAAAGGCUAUAAUGUUUGGGCCUUUUUCGUUUAGGGGAAUAAAGGGAAGGAAGUGGGGAGAUACGAAGGAGAUCGAUAGAAUUGUGCCUGGCAUCAAGAAAGGGGAUAGUGUGUCGUUUUUCUCUGUUCCUCAUACAGAGAAGCUGAAUGUUGGAAGACUCAGGACAGACAAGAGAGUUUCUUCACACAACACAGGGUUAAACUGUGGCUUUGUGGCCACAAGUAGCCACCAAUUUGGAUAGCUUUAAGAGACGAUUUAAGAGAGGGACACGGGUGGCGCUGUGGGUUAAACCACAGAGCCUAGGACUUGCCAAUCAGAAGGUCAGCGGUUCAAAUCCCCGCGACGUGGUGAGCUCCCGUUGCUCAGUCGCUGCUCCUGCCCACCUAGCAGUUCGAAAGCACAUCAAAGUGCAAGUAGAUAAAUAGGUACUGCUCCGGUGGGAAGGUAAACAGCGUUUCCGUGCGCUGCUCUGGUUCGCCAGAAGCGGCUUAGUCAUGCUGGCCACAUGACCCAGAAGCUGUACGCCGGCUCCCUCGGCCAAUAAAGCGAGAUGAGCGCCGCAACCCCAGAGUCGGUCACAACUGGACCUAAUGGUCAGGGGUCCCUUUACUUUUACCUUAAGAGACGAUUAGAGAAGCUCAUAGAGAAUACUGCUAGCUCAGGGGCUGCAAGCCAUGCUGGCUGUGCACUGCCGGAAACAGUACGCUGGGAACCAUGCAUGGAAGAGAGCUGUUGUGCUCCUCUCCUGUGAGGACAGGAUGCUGGACAAGAUGGGCUUGUGGUGGUGGGGAGACUGGUCCAACAGCCAGGGUCUCUUCAAAUGUGCCCCCCACCCUGGCCUGAGACUCCCAGCGGCAAACGGAGGCUUGUUUUUCAGCCUGCGUUAGAAAGAAUCCUGCCUCUGCUCUGGGCACAUGGCUGUGCUGCUAACCGUUCUCAUUCCUCCCUUGCAGUGUAAGCACCUUCUCGCCGUCUACCUCAGCCAGGCGCUCGGGUCCUGCCAGGAGCUGACUGUCCCAGACAAGCAGCUGACCAGACUCUUGUUGCAGGAGGAGGAGGAGGAAGAAAGAUGA